Adineta steineri is the source of this 306-nucleotide messenger RNA. Lineage: Eukaryota; Metazoa; Rotifera; Eurotatoria; Adinetida; Adinetidae. The record is from the annotation of a GenBank genome assembly.
AUGGAUAAUUCACAAAAUAAUCAAACAAAUAAGAAUUUAAAUGAAUUACGUGCUGAUGUUACAGCAACAACAGAUGCUUUAAAAGUAACUGUUGAGAAAUUGGUUCAACGUGGAGAAAAUUUAGAUGUAUUAAAUAAUCGAGCAGAAGAUUUAAGUUCAACAUCAUAUCAUUUUCGUGGUACAGCACGACGUGUUAAUCGACAGAUGAGAUGGCAAAAUUAUAAAUUAACUAUUUUUAUUGUUUUUGUUAUUGUUUGUAUACUGGCUUUGAUUAUAUUAAUGGCUCUUCAUCCAUGGAAAAAGUGA